Molecule: messenger RNA, 1617 nt
Organism: Entelurus aequoreus (snake pipefish)
Lineage: Eukaryota; Metazoa; Chordata; Actinopteri; Syngnathiformes; Syngnathidae
Product: multiple C2 and transmembrane domain-containing protein 1-like
Exons: 9
Coding region: 31-1617 (528 amino acids)
Biological process (GO): regulation of neurotransmitter secretion
Cellular component (GO): synaptic vesicle membrane
Molecular function (GO): calcium ion binding
Source: RefSeq, a predicted model, not a curated record
UUCAGGCUGGCUGGAUGCUGCUCCAGCACCAUGGAGCAAAAGGCGUCCGAGGAUGAAGGCAGCAGCUCCGGGGGGCAAGAGUCUUACCAGCGGAGGAUGUGGAAGACUUUCCAGGAGAAAACCAAGCCGUGGCUCAGUCCCAAACUGGGCUCGCAGCGUCGCAGUAGCGGCGGAGCAGAAGGCGCCAAGAAGGAAUCGGGACUGUGGAUGUUUAGGAGGAAAAAGAAACACUUCGACCGAGUCUUCUCGUCCUCGCAGCCCAACCUGCGCUGCUCCUCCCCGCCGCCGCUGUCCCUGGGCGGCGGGGACAAGUGCGCAGGACGGGCUGCAGCCGCCGGGAGUGUAACCACUUCGCGGCAGCACCUCGGCCCGGCGUCCGGGACCACCGGGAGCAAACCGGAGCUGACGGCCCAGGGAAGCCCGAAGCUCCACGUCUCGGAGCUGAUCGCCUCCCAGCACAAGAGCUCCUCUCUGGGCUCGGCGUGCUUCGAGAAGCUGGUGGUGGAUCCUGUCGUGGCUGUGGGGGGAGAGAAGCCGAGCGAUGGUGGCAUCACCACCGUGGACUCUUGUAAUGCAGAGCCUCAGCCUCCGAGUCCAGCCAUGUACCAGCUGGAUAUUGUCCUGAAGAAAGGCAACAACCUGGCCAUCAGAGAUCGCACAGGAACCAGUGAUCCAUAUGUCAAGUUCAAGAUCGCAGGGAAGGAGGUGUUCAGGAGUAAGACCAUUCAUAAGAACCUGAACCCAGUGUGGGAUGAGAGAGUAACGAUCCUGGUGGAAAGCCUGAGGGACCCUCUGUACGUCAAGGUUUUUGACUACGACUUUGGACUGCAGGAUGAUUUUAUGGGCUCAGCAUAUCUCCACUUGGAGUCACUGGAACAUCAGAGGAUGCUGGACAUCUCCCUGGACCUCAGUGACCCACAUUAUCCGGAACAUAACCUCGGCAGCCUGGAAAUAUCCUUUACUUUAUCGCCCCGAGAUGGAGACAUGAGAGACGCGACCAUGCUUUUGAGAAGGAGCUGGAAAAGAUCCAGUAAGUGUCAGAGUAUGCGCCUGUCAGACAUACACAGAAAAGCUCAGCUGUGGCGAGGCAUUGUCAGCAUCAGCCUAAUAGAAGGUCGCAGUCUUCAGCCCAUGGACGACAAUGGCCGCAGUGACCCUUAUGUCAAAUUUAGGAUGGGCCACCAAAAAUACAAAAGCAAGGUGAUUCCAAAAACACUGAAUCCUCAAUGGCGGGAGCAGUUUGACUUCCACAUGUAUGAGGAGCAGGGAGGCUACGUUGACAUUACCGUGUGGGACAAAGACGCUGGCAAGAAGGACGACUUCAUGGGAAGGUGCACCGUGGACCUGUCCCUUCUCAGUAAGGAACACACACACAAGCUGGAGUUGCCGAUGGAGGAAGGCGAAGGCGUGUUGGUGAUGUUGGUGACGCUCACCGCUUCUGCCGCCGUCUCCAUCUCAGACCUGUCAGUCAACGUGUUGGACGACCCACAGGAGAGACACCUGAUCAAGCAGAGAUACGUGAGUUGGACUUUUUCUGGGGAUUUUGUCACAGGCUUGUUUCUUAUUGGCCUGCGACACGUUCGGAAGACGAGAUGGGAACAUUGCACAAAAAACUAG